This is a messenger RNA of [Torrubiella] hemipterigena, 900 nucleotides long. Lineage: Eukaryota; Fungi; Ascomycota; Sordariomycetes; Hypocreales; Clavicipitaceae. The record is from the annotation of a GenBank genome assembly.
AUGAUGAUCCGCAAGCAAGCCCGCCAAAGGCGAGACUACCUCUACCGCCGAGCUGUUCUCCUGCGCGACGCCGAGAUUAGCGAGAAGCGAGCCAAGCUCAAAGCAUCCCUGGCUUCUGGAAAGCCAUUGGACUCUAGCAUUGCCAACGACAAAUCGCUACGAAAGGACUACCAGUACGACGAGUCCGCCCCCGAUCACUCGACCAACGAAGCCCUCGACCUGGACGACGAGUACGCACAGCUUUCCGGCAUUGUUGACCCCAGAGUGCUCGUUACAACAUCAAGAGACCCUUCAGCAAGACUCUCUGCCUUUUCCAAAGAAAUCCGACUCCUCCUGCCUACCUCUGUCCGCAUGAACCGUGGUAAUCUCAUUCUUCCCGACCUUGUCCGCUCUUCCAAGGCUGCUGGUCUCUCCGACAUUGUCCUCCUUCACGAACACAGAGGCACACCCACCGCUCUUACGCUAUCACAUUUCCCUCAUGGCCCCACGGUAUCGUUUUCUCUCCACAAUGUUGUUCUUCGACACGAUAUCCCUGGCAGCGUCCGUGGUACUGUCAGCGAGGCGUACCCUCACCUCGUCUUUGAUGGCUUCACAACACCGCUAGGCAAGCGCAUUGUUAAGGUCUUGAAGCAUGUAUUUCCGCCUAGAGAGCCCAUCACAAACAAAAACAAGAUGGGUAACCGUAUCGUAACAUUCAAGAACAUUGACGACAGCAUCGAGGUUCGCCAUCACGUCUUUGUUCGCACCGGAUAUGACAGCGUCGAAUUGUCCGAGGUCGGCCCACGCAUGACGAUGCGACCAUUCGAGAUCCGUGGUGGCACGCUAGAGAACAAGGACGGUGAUGUUGAGUGGCAUCUGACGCAGUACACAAGAACCGCCAAGAAGAAGAACUACUUGUAA